AUAGAGGGGAGCAAGUUGGUCUUUUGUGAAGGCAUGUGUUUGCCUGAAAACAGCUUCCAACCUUCCGUUUAGACAAUUCACCUCAAAUACGCAAAUUAUAAUCGGUCUACCAUGUGCAUGGUAUAUCAGUAUCAAAUACGGAACCAUUUAUAUAUGUUCUCUUCCUUUUCUUGGGAGCACUACUUAAGUUCCCUUUCUAGUCCUUCAAUUCAAGCCGUCCAAGUUGAGGAUAGAGUCCUACUACCUGCACCUUUGCCUAGGGUGAUCAUUCGAGGAGGAAGACGUGGUUCGUGCUUCCAUUCGUAUUUUUGAAAUUUAUAAACUGCUCAUGGGUUUUUGAACAAUGUUUCCAUUAAAACAGUUGGGGGCCUGCGUGCCCGUGUUUGCCACGUGUGGCUAAGUAUCAAACAUAUUAUUAUUUCCGCAUUUGUUUGAUUAUGAUAUUGAUGUUGAUUGUAUGUGUUUACUAAUCGGUUUGGCAAUAAAAUCAAUCGGACGCUUUGUACAAUUCAAUAGGGAUGAACUGUUGUUGUUCUUAUCGGGUUGUACGGCGGUUGUCUACGUGGCUCGGAUGCGGUCCGGGGCGAGACAAUUAAGUGGUAUCAGAGCCAUCGAUUUCUAAACUAUAUAAUUAACCUCUCAAUAUCCUACCAUCGAAAAGUUUUGAACAAAACCAUGAGCAGAAAAUAUUUGUACCUAAGGAACCGUUGGAAACCAAGUUAUUGACCUCUUAUUGUUAAGACGGUACCCUUAACAGUUUGUUGGCCAUAAUGUUGGACCAAGUGGUGUCUUUUGUACUAAUCCGUCAAUUGACAUUGAAACGAGUCUAAUGACUCAUUCCUUAUUUCUUUCAGAAAUGGAGGGUGGACGCAGGAUAACUAGGAGGAACCCGAUAGGGCAUGCGCCGGGGGCCACCGGGCAUGCCACUCGGGCGGAAUCACGGACCUCUAGGGGUAGAGGCCGAGGCCAAAGCCGAAGAGGAGGCCGAGGCAGGGGCUGUGGGCUUUCUACAACGCCGACGGCAAGUAGCACGCAUGUCGGUUCUGUGCACCCAUCUAGGGCCACCGAACCGGACGAUUUCACAUAUGCUCCAAGCACGGAGCAAGAGGAGACCCCAUACACCGGGGAGGACUUUGAGGAUGAAGAUGAGGAUGAUGAUCCUCAUUAUGACCGUAUGAGUGAGGUACUAGAAUGGUACCUCGAGAAUAAAACAAAGAGAGAGCAGCGGCGCCAAGCUAGACAGGCUAGGCAAACCAUGGGGCAGGGAAGCCGAGGUGCUUCUAGUGCUCCAUCGGGGACAUUUGGGGAAGACACGAUGGUGCGUAUAUCCAAGUACCUCAAGGAGGCCAGGGCCUUGGGGUGCAAAUCAUUUGAUGGCAAGGGAGACAUAUCUGAGGCCGCCGACUGGAUUAAGAAGCUUAAUGAUGCUUCUAGGGAUAUGCAAAUUGGACUCGACGUGAAGUUGAGGGUUGCCACCAGGCUACUGGAAGGGGUAGCUGUUGUAUGGUGGGAAGGCGUGGAAGGAAAGUUCCACGGUGAGGCCACUUGGGAGAAAUUCGAAGUGGAGUUCUAUAAUCAGUACUACUCAACUUUUGAAGUCAAUCUCAAAAGAAGAGAGUACACAAACCUGAAACAGGAGGAUGGUUGCUCGGUGAGGCAAUUGGAACAAAGGUUCCGUGACUUGGCACGAUUCAUCCCAGAAUACUCUUUGGAUGAAAAUCGUAUGGCCAAUCAUUUUUGGGAUGCUCUACAGUUGGACAUCCGUGACCGGGCUACGUAUCAUCAUAACAUGACAUUUAGCCAGAUCGUUGAUCAAGGGCUCCUUGGGGAAGCCCAAUGGAACGAGAGGAAGUUGAGGGACGCCGAGGAGGCGAAGAAGAGGAGAUGGGGAUACUCUGGACCCCAAGACCACUCCCGGAAGCAUCACGCUGGGAGUGGCAAUUCAUUCAGGGCGCCGGCACCACCGGCGAAAAGGAAUAAAGGCUCAGGAGGGCAAGGGGCCAAACCAGGGAGUACGUGGUCACCGAGGUGCGCGAAUUGCGGCAAGAACCAUGCGGGGAAGUGCAAUGAACCACCCCGGUGUUACAAAUGUGGUAGCACGAGUCACCUGAAAUCCUCUUGCCCAAUGUUGAAUGGAGGCGGUCCAUCGGGGGCCAUUGAAGGACCUACGGCUAGUAGGGGACGUGCGGGACCGUCUCAGGCCGGCACCGGAAGGGGCGGACCCACGGCUAGCAAUGUCGCGUCCGUUAACCAAGGUAGAACCAAAGCACGAGUGUAUGCAAUGACCGAGGAGGAUGCGCGAGCAAACCCGGACUCCGUUGCAGGUUGAGGCUAGAGUCCUACUAUCUGCACCUUUGCCUAGGGUGAUCAUUCGAGGAGGAAGACGUGGUUCGUGCUUCCAUUCGUAUUUUUGAAAUUUAUAAACUGCUCAUGGGUUUUUGAACAAUGUUUCCAUUAAAACAGUUGGGGGCCUGCGUGCCCGUGUUUUCCACGUGUGGCUAAGUAUCAAACAUAUUAUUAUUUCCGCAUUUGUUUGAUUAUGAUAUUGAUGUUGAUUGUAUGUGUUUACUAAUCGGUUUGUCAAUAAAAUCAAUCGGACGCCUUGUACAAUUCAAUAGGGAUGAACUGUUGUUGUUCUUAUCGGGUUGUACGGCGGUUGUCUACGUGGCUCGGAUGCGGUCCGGGGCGUGACACAUUUCAUCCUCAAACGGAUGGGCAAUCUGAACGGGUGAUUCAGAUUUUGGAGGACAUGUUGAGGGCAUGUGCCUUGGAGUUCCAAGGAAGCUGGGACAAUCAGUUGGCCUUAGUGGAAUUCGCCUAUAACAACAGUUAUCAGGCGAGUAUAGGCAUGCCUCCAUACGAAGCAUUGUAUGGGAGGAAAUGCCGGACACCAUUAUGUUGGGACGAGGCCGGCGAGGCUAAGCUCGAGGGCACCGAGCUAGUCGAGAUCACUAAAGAGAAGAUAAAAGUCAUACAGGAUAGGCUCAAGGCUACCCAAGACCGGCAGAAAAGCUAUGCUGAUAAACGUCGGAGAACAUUGGAGUUUGAGGUCGGUGACGAGGUAUUUCUGAGGGUAUCACCUUGGAAAGGGAUCAUCAGGUUCCUCAGCCGGAGUAAGCUUAACCCACGUUACAUAGGUCCGUUCAAAAUCCUUGAAAGGAUCGGGGUCGUAGCCUACCGACUCCAGUUGACUCCAGAGUUAGAGAAGAUUCACAAUGUGUUUCAUGUUUCUAUGCUCAAGAAGUAUGUGCGGGACCCGUCACACAUUCUUGAGAAACCACCGGUAGAAAUCCGAGAAGUCCUACAAUAUACGGUGCAGCCGGUAAAGAUUAUGGACCGACAGGUGAAGAAGCUAAGGAGCAAAGAGGUGUUAAUGGUAAAAGUACUUUGGAAGAGUGAUCGUGUCGAGGAACAAACUUGGGAAGUGGAGACCCUAAUGAGGGAACAAUAUCCAUUUCUGUUCGACUAGACGCGUGGAUUUUGGGGACGAAAUCCCAAAUAAGGGGGUAGAACUUGUAACACC
Messenger RNA from Cuscuta europaea, 3523 nucleotides. The record is from the annotation of a GenBank genome assembly. Lineage: Eukaryota; Viridiplantae; Streptophyta; Magnoliopsida; Solanales; Convolvulaceae.